Messenger RNA from Sander lucioperca (pikeperch), 1790 nucleotides. It is a transcript of the gene bco1l, whose product is annotated as beta-carotene oxygenase 1, like. The record is from RefSeq and is a predicted model, not a curated record. Gene Ontology annotation, molecular function: beta-carotene 15,15'-dioxygenase activity; carotenoid dioxygenase activity. The coding region runs from base 127 to 1707 and encodes 526 amino acids. The transcript has 11 exons. Lineage: Eukaryota; Metazoa; Chordata; Actinopteri; Perciformes; Percidae. Gene Ontology annotation, biological process: retinal metabolic process; carotene catabolic process.
AUCACGUAGACGGAGGCUACUUAAGAUCAGCUGCUCAGCGUUAGUGUGUGUCCAGUCGCCGUGGGAACUACAGGAGGAGCAGUGCACUCUGGGAAAUAGAUUCGACAGACGUCCAGGUGGAGAAACAUGCAGUCGAUAUUCACAAAGAAUGGAUCGGAAACUCCCGAACCGGUCAACGCUGUAGUUACAGGCUGCGUCCCGUCCUGGCUGCGGGGGACUCUGCUGAGGAACGGGCCGGGUCUGUUCUCCAUCGGAGACUCAGAGUACAACCACUGGUUUGAUGGGAUGGCCCUGCUGCACAGCUUCACCUUCACCAACGGCGAGGUGACCUACAGGAGUAAGUUCCUGAGGAGUGAGACCUACAAGAGAAACAUGAAGGCUGAAAAGAUCGUAGUGACGGAGUUUGGUACCCUGGUUUACCCUGAUCCCUGCUCCAACAUCUUCUCCAGGACUCUGACCCACCUGAGGAACCUGGUCCCAGACUUCACUGAUAACAACCUGGUGAACAUCGUGCGGUACGGAGGAGACUACUACGCCUCGUCAGAGGUCAACCACAUCAACCAGAUAGACCCGGUUACCCUGGAGACCAUCGGCAGGACCAACUACAGGAACUACAUCUCUCUGAACUUGGCGACGGCCCACCCUCACUAUGACGACGAGGGAAACACGUACAACAUGGGCACGGCCAUCAUGGGCUUCGGUCUGCCCAAAUAUAUCAUCUUCAAAGUCCCCGCGGACACUUCAGAUAACAGGAAGAAGAAGCUGGCGCUGAGGGGGGUCCAGCAGGUGGGUUCGGUCCCGUUCCGGUCCCUCCUGUCCCCGAGCUACUUCCACAGCUUCGCCAUGACCCAGAACCACUUUGUGUUCGUGGAGCAGCCGCUGAAACUGGACAUCGUCAAACUGGCCACGGCCUACGUUAGGGGGGUCACCCUGGGGAGCUGUCUACGCUUUGAUGAGGACCAGACGACCUUGUUCCACGUCAUCGACAGAACCACGGGGAAGGCCGUGUCCACCCGUUUCUACGGCGACCCCCUGGUGGUUUUCCACCACGUCAACGCGUACGAGGAGGACGGCCACGUGGUGCUGGACCUGAUCAGCUACCAGAACAGCAACCUGUACGAGAUGUUCUACAUCCACAACAUGAGGCAGGAGACCAGCAGCUUCAUCCAGGCCAACAAGCGCUUCUCGCCGCCCGUCUGCCAGCGCUUCGUGCUGCCGCUGCACGCACACACGGAGUCUCCCAGAGGCUCUAACUUGGUGACUCUGACGGACACGGCGGCGGCGGCGGUGAUGCAGGAGGACGGCUCCGUCUACUGCCGGCCUGACACGCUGUUUGAAGGGCUGGAGCUGCCGGCCAUAAACUACAACUUCAACGCUAAGAAGUACCGAUACUUCUACGGUUCUAGACUGGAGUGGUCACCUCAUCCUAACAAGAUGGCGAAGGUGGACAUCGUGAGCAGGAAACACGUGGAGUGGUUCCAGGAGAACUGCUUCCCGUCCGAGCCGGUGUUCGUGGCGUCUCCGGGGGCAACGGAGGAAGACGACGGCGUCAUCUUGUCCUCCGUCGUGUCUCCGGAUCCCAACAUCUCUCCGUUCAUGCUCGUCCUCGACGCCAAAACCUUCACGGAGAUCGCCAGAGCCUCCAUCCCCGCCAGCGUGCACAUGGACCUGCACGGACAUUUCAUCCCUGCUGCCAACGCCGUCUAACCUCCACACGCCAUCUAACAUCCAACGCCGUCUAACCUCCACACGCCAUCUAACAUCCACACACCAUCUAACAUCCAACGCCA